UUUUUUUUUUUUUUUUUUUAAUCCCACUUCAUAAUUAUAAAAAUAUUCGGCGGGUGCACGAAUAUUCUUUUCAAUUCGUUUCUUCUAAUCGGGGUUCAAUAUCUCACCUGCUGAGAUAAAUCUUCUCCAGCUUGAUCAAAUUUAGUUUGUGGGGUAUAUUCAGAUUGAUUUAGGGAAAAAGAGCUGAAUUGAAUGCAGAAAAAAUUGCAGAUUUUUUGCAGAAAUCACGAAUUUGAUUUAAUUUGAGGUGUGAGGAGAGGUAAUAAUGGAAUUGAAUGUCGGGGAUGGUGGUGCCGGUGGGGUCGAGAAAUCGUCGCCCGACAUGUUAAAGAAUACGCCGUCGAAUAUAAAGAGGUUGGCUAAUGAGAUUGAGCAGUGUGAGGGCAGGCAGAAGUAUCUUGCUCAUACUAGGAGUCCCUCAGAUGGCGGUGAUGUUCGCUGGUACUUUUGCAAGGUCCCUUUGGCAGUAAACGAGCUAGCUGCAUCUGUCCCUCGAACAGAAGUCAUUGGGAAAGGUGAUUAUUUUCGAUUUGGUAUGAGGGAUUCUCUUGCAAUAGAGGCAUCUUUCUUGCAGAGAGAGGACGAGUUGCUCUCGAGUUGGUGGAAAGAGUAUGCAGAGUGUAGUGAAGGCCCAACAGGACCUAGCACGAUUUCCAAGUCUACCCAACAGACGAAAGAUUUGUUUCCAGAGAGUCCUGAAUAUGCAACUGACGAAGAAAGAGUCGGUGUCCCAGUAAAGGGAGGGUUAUAUGAGGUAGAUUUGGUCAGGAGGCAUUGUUUUUCUGUGUACUCCAGCGGAGAGAACCGGCGGGUCCUACGAGGCCACUGGUUUGCUCAUAAAAGUGGUCAUGAUUGGCUUCCACUGCGUGAGGAUGUUUCUGAGCAAUUGGAGUAUGCAUAUCGCACUCAGGUUUGGCACCGAAGAACCUUUCAGCUUUCAGGUCUUUUUGCUGCUCGAGUUGAAUUACAAGGCUCUAAAGGAUUGCAUGCCCUUUUCACUGGGGAAGACGAUACAUGGGAAGCUUGGCUAAAUGUUGAUGCUUCUGGGUUUUCUGGUGUUGUAGGUUUUGGAGGUAAAGGCGUUAAGUUAAGACGUGGAUAUGCUCCUUGUCAGUCACAGAAACAAACACAGGAUGAAUUCCGUCAACAGAAGGAGGAGGAAAUGGAUGAUUAUUGUUCACAGGUUCCUGUUCGACAUUUGGUGUUCAUGGUUCAUGGUAUUGGUCAAAGGUUGGAGAAGUCUAAUCUGGUCGAUGAUGUUGUGGACUUCCGCCUUGUAACCGCCAGCGUAGCUGAAAGACAUUUAACUACUCACCAACUUGGCAGUCAGAGAGUUCUUUAUAUCCCUUGCCAGUGGAGGAAGGGCUUGACAUUUGACGGUGAAGUUGCAGUCGAAAAAAUCACAUUAGAUGGUGUACGAGGGCUACGUACCAUGUUGAGUGGAACUGUUCAUGAUGUAUUAUACUAUAUGAGCCCUAUCUAUUGUCAGGAGAUCAUAGACUCGGUAUCCAACCAACUUAACAAAUUGUAUUUGAAGUUUCUUAAGAGGAAUCCUGGUUAUGAUGGGAAGGUUUCCAUAUAUGGUCACUCUCUAGGAAGUGUUCUAUCUUAUGAUAUCCUUUGUCAUCAAGAAACUUUGUAUUCGCCCUUUCCGAUGGAUUGGAUGUAUAAAGAACACAAAAAAGGCGAGGCGCCUAAUUGUGUCGAGAAUAACUUAACAUCUAGCUCCAAUUCCGUCUCGAAUUUUGGCAAUGAGAGCUCUGAGAAUAUUGAAAUUGAGAACACACUCAGUCAUCUCGAUUAUCCAGACCUUUUCGAAGAGCCUGUGGAAGGUGCUUUUAAACCACAGAGUCCUCCUGCAUCUUCAGAGUCUGAUGUGUCAACUACAACUGAAAUUGGUUAUCAGCAGACAAUUGAUACCUCGUCGUUAGAUGAAAAUACCAUUGAAUCUUUUGACAAAUCAAAUCACAUUAUGAAUUACCCGAAUACCAUGGGAACUGAAUUACCGCGUGACGACAGUAUCGACGAGAAAGAUUUUUCUGAUGAUAGUAAAGCUGAAACGAUUAAACUGUUGACGGAAGAGAUUGAAUUGCUGAGAGCAAAAAUUAAAGGAUUUGAAACUGAAUGUGCUGGCGAAGCUAAUGCAAAGAAGAGUACAACAGAAGCAAAACAGUCCGAUCCCGAGAAAGUUCAACCUGAGCAUACAGAUUCCUUGAAGAGUUAUACCCCUCAAAUUAGAUACACAAAAUUAGAGUUCAAGGUUGACACAUUCUUUGCUGUUGGGUCUCCUCUUGGAGUUUUUCUCUCUCUACGCAAUGUUCGUAUUGGAAUUGGCAAAGGGAAAGAAUACUGGAAAGAGGAUAAUAUAAAUGAAGAGAUGCCGGCAUGUCGGCAAAUGAUUAACAUCUUCCAUCCUUGUGAUCCUGUAGCAUAUAGACUAGAACCACUUAUAUGCAAAGAAUUUUUGCACAAACAACCUGCCAUUAUUCCUUAUCACAGAGGUGGGAAGCGGCUUAAUGUCGCCUUUCAGGAAUUUAACGAAGGGUUAGCUUCAAGUUCUCGAGCGUUAUUGGAUCACUUGAGCACCAUAAAGGUUAAAGUUCUGAGAUUCUGUGAAUCGAGACACAACGAUGACCAAGACGAUGAAUCUGAAAACACCCAAGAAAAAGAAGAAAGGUCAUAUGGCUCACUUAUGAUGGAUAGACUAAUGGGAAGUGAAGGUGGAAGAAUCGAUCAUGUAUUACAAGACAAAACAUUUCGCCACCCGUACGUAUCGGCAAUUGGCGCACACACAAACUACUGGAGAGAUCACGAUACUGCUCUAUUCAUGUUGAAGCACUUAUAUCGAGAUAUACCAGAGGAAGAACCUGUCUUGCAUAUUGAGGAUCUCAAAGAAGGCAGCUCGAACGAUGAAAAUAGACUGAACAAGUGGUCCGAUCCAAGGGAGGUGGCUGAAGAAGAACUCCCGUUGACUUUUGCUGAUAGUCUCUCCAUAAAGCAUUUCUCUCACAAAGUGAAGAAAAUAGCAAAUAACUGAAUGAUAUAUACAUAUUUUUAGACAACCCAAUUUGUUCCAGUAGUUUUUACGAUUUUCUUCAGGCAAUCAUCUUCAUCGGUUAGAAAGAGGAUCUUCUAUACGCAAAGAAAAGGUUAGGUUUUGUACAACAUAGGACAGAUAUGGAUAGGGGAACGAGUGUACGAAUGUUAAUAUAAAUAUAUUUAUCUUGUUUCCCGUAAAAUACGUAAACAUGGGCGUUUUUACGCUAGUUCCACGUCAGCUAUACUUGGAGACAGAAAACUCAUUCUUGCUCGUCAUUUGAUGAGUGCUUGUUC
This is a messenger RNA of Erythranthe guttata (spotted monkey flower), 3333 nucleotides long. Lineage: Eukaryota; Viridiplantae; Streptophyta; Magnoliopsida; Lamiales; Phrymaceae. The record is from RefSeq and is a predicted model, not a curated record.